This is a messenger RNA of Akanthomyces muscarius, 375 nucleotides long. RefSeq lists its product as uncharacterized. Gene Ontology annotation, cellular component: membrane. The coding region runs from base 1 to 375 and encodes 124 amino acids. Gene Ontology annotation, molecular function: ATPase-coupled transmembrane transporter activity. Gene Ontology annotation, biological process: transmembrane transport. The record is from RefSeq and is a predicted model, not a curated record. The transcript has a single exon. Lineage: Eukaryota; Fungi; Ascomycota; Sordariomycetes; Hypocreales; Cordycipitaceae.
AUGUACCCAUUCAAUGGACACAAGCCGCCGAGCGACGAAGCUAUUCUCGACCUUUUAAAACAGGUCGGCCUGCGCGAAUACGUACAGUCUCACGGUGGAAUAGAUGUGGAGAUGACUAGUAUGAAAUUUUCGCCUGGUCAAAAGCAACUGUUCUUCGUUGCGCGAGGCAUCUUCCAUCACCAGAACGUGGGGUCAAAAAUUGUCAUGAUGGACGAAGCGACUAGCUCUAUGGACUAUGGCGUUGACAAAGAGAUACAGAAGCUGAUUGACGAGCAUCUCAAAGACUGUACUAUUGUUUUGAUUGCUCAUAGACUGCACUCUCUAGACAAUGCAGAUGUGGUAGUCGAGCUCGAGGCUGGCAAAGUGUGGGUGUAA